AUGGCGAUACGAUCCGUCGACGAGAUUGUUAACCUUUCAGACUCGUCCAAGAACCCCGAAAAACUGGCUUUCAAGGAUCUGGUCCAACACAUCGAUCCUCGAAUCAGGGUACGCGCUCCAAGGCACAACAGUCUUCACUUCAAAAUCCCCGGAAUGUUAUGGGGCCAUCCCGUCUUCGACGCCGACAGGGUGGAGAAAAUGAUUGUCCACCACUACAAGCGAAUGGGGUUCCAGUGUGCCAGGCUGGCCAAGAGGGAAAUACUCAUACAGUGGGGAGAGGGAGGACAAGGGGAAGAGGGUGGAAAUCAUGACUCGACCGAUGAUUCCACCCCAAGCAGCGACACCGAAUCCGCCGUUUCAACGGAGUCGUCCGACACGGCAACGAGCGAGGCUACUGAAUCCACAGACUCCUCCGACGGAGAUGACAGCCAUGAAAACAAGACCAAGUGCGUGACAGUCGAGCAGAUUCCGCUAAGCAAAAGGCUUUCUAUCGUCAACAACCAGCUACAACAAAACCCGUGA
This is a messenger RNA of Ectocarpus siliculosus, 522 nucleotides long. NCBI's taxonomy places the organism in Eukaryota, Phaeophyceae, Ectocarpales, Ectocarpaceae. The record is from the annotation of a GenBank genome assembly.